Molecule: messenger RNA, 2256 nt
Organism: Microplitis demolitor
Lineage: Eukaryota; Metazoa; Arthropoda; Insecta; Hymenoptera; Braconidae
Product: GATA zinc finger domain-containing protein 14-like
Exons: 3
Source: RefSeq, a predicted model, not a curated record
AUGAUCUUUGGUACGGCGCAGAAGUUAUCUGAUCUCCGUAAUGUUCAGGUAUCAGCAAUUCGGGUCAACGAUGAAUCGGUUGAAUACUGUAAUUCAGUGAAGUACUUGGGUGUGCUACUUGAUGAUAACCUGAACUGGUCACCACAAGUUGCCGAAAUAUGCAAGAAGAGUAUGAGGACUCUGGCACAGCUGAAAAUGCAUAGUAAUGUAUUUGAUUUGCCAAAUAACAAUAACAAUAACAAUAACAAUAACAAUAACAAUAACAAUAACAAUAACAAUAACAAUAACAAUAACAAUAACAAUAACAAUAACAAUAACAAUAACAAUAACAAUAACAAUAACAAUAACAAUAACAAUAACAAUAACAAUAACAAUAACAAUAACAAUAACAAUAACAAUAACAAUAACAAUAACAAUAACAAUAACAAUAACAAUAACAAUAACAAUAACAAUAACAAUAACAAUAACAAUAACAAUAACAAUAACAAUAACAAUAACAAUAACAAUAACAAUAACAAUAACAAUAACAAUAACAAUAACAAUAAUAAUAAUAAUAAUAAUAAUAAUAAUAAUAAUAAUAAUAAUAAUAAUAAUAAUAAUAAUAAUAAUAAUAAUAAUAAUAAUAAUAAUAAUAAUAAUAAUAAUAAUAAUAAUAAUAAUAAUAAUAAUAAUAAUAAUAAUAAUAAUAAUAAUAAUAAUAAUAAUAAUAAUAAUAAUAAUAAUAAUAAUAAUAAUAAUAAUAAUAAUAAUAAUAAUAAUAAUAAUAAUAAUAAUAAUAAUAAUAAUAAUAAUAAUAAUAAUAAUAAUAAUAAUAAUAAUAAUAAUAACAAUAACAAUAACAAUAACAAUAACAAUAACAAUAACAAUAACAAUAACAAUAACAAUAACAAUAACAAUAACAAUAACAAUAACAAUAACAAUAACAAUAACAAUAACAAUAACAAUAACAAUAACAAUAACAAUAACAAUAACAAUAACAAUAACAAUAACAAUAACAAUAACAAUAACAAUAACAAUAACAAUAACAAUAACAAUAACAAUAACAAUAACAAUAACAAUAACAAUAACAAUAAUAAUAAUAAUAAUAAUAAUAAUAAUAAUAAUAAUAAUAAUAAUAAUAAUAAUAAUAAUAAUAAUAAUAAUAAUAAUAAUAAUAAUAAUAAUAAUAAUAAUAAUAAUAAUAAUAAUAAUAAUAAUAAUAAUAAUAAUAAUAAUAAUAAUAAUAAUAAUAAUAAUAAUAAUAAUAAUAAUAAUAAUAAUAAUAAUAAUAAUAAUAAUAAUAAUAAUAAUAAUAAUAAUAAUAAUAAUAAUAAUAAUAAUAAUAAUAAUAAUAAUAAUAAUAAUAAUAAUAAUAAUAAUAAUAAUAAUAAUAAUAAUAAUAAUAAUAAUAAUAAUAAUAAUAAUAAUAAUAAUAAUAAUAAUAAUAAUCAUAAUAAUAAUAAUAAUAAUAAUAAUAAUAAUAAUAAUAAUAAUAAUAAUAAUAAUAAUAAUAAUAAUAAUAAUAAUAAUAAUAAUAAUCAUAAUAAUAAUAAUAAUAAUAAUAAUAAUAAUAAUAAUAAUAAUAAUAAUCAUAAUAAUAAUAAUAAUAAUAAUAAUAAUAAUAAUAAUAAUAAUAAUAAUAAUAAUAAUAAUAAUAAUAAUAAUAAUAAUAAUAAUAAUAAUAAUCAUAAUAAUAAUAAUAAUAAUAAUAAUAAUAAUAAUAAUAAUAAUAAUAAUAAUAAUAAUAAUAAUAAUAAUAAUCAUAAUAAUAAUAAUAAUAAUAAUAAUAAUAAUCAUAAUAAUAAUAAUAAUAAUAAUAAUAAUAAUAAUAAUAAUAAUAAUAAUAAUAAUAAUAAUAAUAAUAAUCAUAAUAAUAAUAAUAAUAAUAAUAAUAAUAAUCAUAAUAAUAAUAAUAAUAAUAAUAAUAAUAAUAACAAUAAUAAUAAUAAUAAUAAUAAUAAUAAUAAUAAUAAUAAUCAUAAUAAUAAUAAUAAUAAUAAUAAUUAUAAUAAUAAUAAUAAUAAUAAUAAUAAUAAUAAUAAUAAUAAUAAUAAUAAUAAUAAUAAUAAUAAUAAUAAUAAUAAUCAUAAUAAUAAUAAUAAUAAUAAUAAUAAUAAUAAUAAUCAUAAUAAUAAUCAUAAUAAUAAUAAUAAUAAUAAUAAUUAUAAUAAUAAUAAUAAUUAUAAUAAUAAUAAUAAUAAUAAUAAUAAUAAUAAUAAUAAUAAUAAUAAUAAUAAUAAUAAUAAUUAUAAUAAUAAUAAUAAUAAUAAUAAUAAU